Lepidothrix coronata (blue-crowned manakin) is the source of this 3091-nucleotide messenger RNA. RefSeq names its product MGAT4 family member C (gene MGAT4C). Gene Ontology annotation, molecular function: acetylglucosaminyltransferase activity. Lineage: Eukaryota; Metazoa; Chordata; Aves; Passeriformes; Pipridae. The record is from RefSeq and is a predicted model, not a curated record. The transcript has 6 exons. The coding region runs from base 561 to 1994 and encodes 477 amino acids. Gene Ontology annotation, biological process: protein N-linked glycosylation.
CUCGGGAGCAGAGACAAUUUUAACUUAGCCAUCCCUAAUUUAUCUCAAGCUUUUUCAAUUCAUCUUCACUGCUCUAUGCACACUGGAACACCAGAUUGUCAACCCCUGGGAACAGAAUGCAGCCAGGGAUCUAGAGAGCUGUCACAUCCUGAGAAAUAUUUAAAUUGUGCUGAUUUUCUUCUGGAGUGCUGAGCAGAGGGAAUGAAACUCUCUAUCAAGUCAUAGCUUUGCGGGCAAUAGAUCAGAGGAUACUGCCAGUUUUUCUAAUGGAUUAUUUUAUCGGGCAGGUUCUUCCUGAAGACUCUUUUUGGUGAAACAGCUGUAGCUUGGAUUUUAUUGUGUGACCUUGAUGCUUACUGUCAAGCCCUUCAAAUAGCUGUUAGAUUUGGCAAGAUUAAAAGUUUCUGACUUGGAUAUUCAAAUAGUAAGGUGUUCUACUAGGAGAGUUUCCAUGUCUUUCUUAUGAGCCGUUGUGAGAUGAUUUUGCACUGAAAGUUUUCAGUUCCUGCAUCUGGUGGCACAAAUGAAAUGUUGUGACAAUAUUGUAUGCUGUUCUUCACAUGAGACACAGCUUGAAAUAUUUUGAUAAAAUGAGAUGCUUGCGGAAAAGAUCAGCAGUGUCAUUCUUAGGAAUCCUUGUAGUUUGCUUGCUGUUCAUGAACUUGUACAUUGAAGACGGUUAUGUUUUGGAAGGGGGCAAGCAACAAAUCAGAGAAACAGCCACGCACCAGCUCAACCCAGAGCGUUAUGUUCACACUUUUAAAGAUUUGUCUAAUUUCUCAGGAUCUAUAAACAUUUCCUAUCGCUACUUAGCUGGCACACCUUUGCCAAGGAAAAGGUAUCUUACAAUUGGACUAUCCUCUGUAAAACGGAAAAAGGGAAAUUAUUUACUUGAGACCAUCAAGUCCAUAUUUGAACAGUCAAGCUAUGAAGAACUCAAAGAAAUCGCAGUGGUAGUACAACUGGCAGAUUUUGACUCAACCUGGUGUGAAGGGGUCGUCCAGGAUAUUUCACAGAAAUUUGCACAUCAUAUAAUUGCAGGCAGAUUAAUAGUUAUUCACGUCCCUGAGGAUUAUUAUCCUGUACUGGAUGGCCUCAAAAGAAAUUACAAUGACCCAGAGGACCGUGUGAAGUUUCGAUCAAAACAAAAUGUAGAUUACGCUUUCCUUCUAAACUUUUGUGCUAAUCUUUCUGACUAUUAUGUGAUGCUAGAAGAUGAUGUUCGCUGCUCAAAGAAUUUUUUGACUGCUGUUAAGAAAGUAAUUACCUCACGAGAAGGAUCCUACUGGGUGACUUUGGAAUUCUCCAAACUGGGAUACAUUGGAAAGCUUUAUCAUUCUCAUGACCUCCCACGCCUGGCUCACUUUCUGUUGAUGUUUUACCAAGAAAUGCCUUGCGAUUGGCUGCUCAUCCACUUUCGCGGGCUGUUAGCUCAAAAGGAAGUGAUACGUUUUAAGCCAUCUUUGUUCCAGCACAUGGGAUACUACUCAUCUUACAAAGGAGCUGAAAACAAGUUAAAGGAUGAUGAUUUUGAAGAGGAAUCAUUUGAUAUCCCUGACAACCCACCUGCAAACUUGCACACCAACAUGAAUGUAUUUGAAAACUAUGAGGCAAGCAAGGCUUACAGCAGCAUUGAUGAGUAUUUCUGGGGCAAAGCUCCUUCUAGUGGAGACUUCUAUGGAAUCGUAUUUGAAAAGCCCAUUAAAAUCAGUAAAAUUAAAGUUGUCACUGGAACUGAAGAUCGGCAAAAUGAUAUUUUACAUCAUGGAGCCCUGGAAGUAGGAGAAAAGAUUGUAGGCAAUAAAAAAGGGAGACAAUGUACAACUUACUUGAGACUAGGGGAGUUCAAAAAUGGGAAUUUUGAAAUAACUGAUGUAGAGCACAAAGUUCUGUUUGAUAUUAACUGCAUGAGAAUACUUGUUACCAAAAGUCAAAAAGAAUGGCUGAUCAUUAGGAGCAUUAGCGUCUGGACUUCUCAAACACCAAAUCAGUAAAGCAAAGCCACCUGAGCAGGUACAAAGUGCACACAAUCAUCUGGGUUCCGACUGGUGACAUUCCCCAGAAAAACUGACACUUACAACUCUUCACUAAAGACGUAGGAAAUCUGGGGAAAUCACAAAACAAGUAAAGCAAUUUAUUUUUUACUAGUUUGGUCAGGCAAUAUACAAACAUUUAUUUGCUGAAAAUUUUGAAUUUUAUAGGAGAUCUUUAAACUCUUUUUUUAUUAUUAUUUCUCUGGAAGAGAGAUCUUUUGGACCAUACAGAACAAAAAAAAACCAUCCUAUAAUUGCCAAAAGGUUUAAAUCUAUGAUCAGUAUGUUGUGAAAAAAGACUGAAUCGCACCUUAUGCACAUAAAAAUUUAAAAUUUUAUGAUAGUAUGCAUUUGUAUUGUAGUUGGUGAUAUGUUUCUUCUACAGGCAGUUGUGACAAGGAAAUCUGUCCUGAAACUGGCAGUUUCCUUCUGAGCACUGUAAGAAAAUAGUGUGGCUAAUCAUUGCAACUUCUUUUCAAAAGGGAAUGUAUGUAAAAUUAUAAAUCUGACAUGAAAAUUAUGUAAAAAAAGAGAUAAUUGCAUCUGUUAUUCUGUCUUAACAAAUAUCCUUUGUUCUUUUUUCUGGGUCCUUUCACUGAAAUUAUCAGUACUUGGAUUCUAUAUUACUUAGGGGACCAAUCUACUCUCCUUACUUGAACAAAAUGUCUCACAGUAAGCAAGGUUUCUGCUCGAGUACUGAUGUCAAUAUCAAACCCAAGCAACUCAAGGGCACCACUGUUCUCUUAGACAGUCAUCUUAACAGAUCCCAGAUGCAACAUUUUUUGUUCCUUCAUGAUGUGUAGAACUCUCCCUGAGAAAUUUGCAUAUAGCUGAAUACUACAGCAUGCUUUUAGCAUAACAGAAGACUCUUAUGUCUUCCAUAUAUACACGUCCAGUUUAAGUAUGAUACAAAUACAAACUGUACUAGGUUAAUCAAUUGGAGGUCAAUGUAAGCUCCAGUCUGCUCUGAGUGAUUUAUAGUCAAUAGAAGAGACAUAAAAUGAGGAAUCCUUAUUCAAUGAGAAAUUAAUAUGGUCCUAAAUUAGUUUUUUGGGGGG